UCUGAUUGGCUGAAAUGUUAAGUCUGGUCUUCGCGCUUGUUUGUUUCUUAUCUUCUUAACUUAAUUUUCAGUUUUUCCCCCCAACUCUAUUUUUUCUUUUGAAUUCUUCUGUUUUUCUUCUCAAAACCCAUCAACAAGUUGAUACAUACACACAAGGUCUUCCUCUGUGUGUAUCGGUUCGUCUUCGUUCCCGUUUUUAACUCCAGAAAAAACUCUUUUCCACCCCUCACCGUCGGGGUUUGAUAUCUCUUGGUGGAAUAACACUACCUGCUGUAUGACCAGUAUCCCGAGCCUUUCUUUAGAUCUGAAGCCUGCCAGCGACGAUGUUGGUGGUGGUUCUGGCGCUCAAGACAGUAUAAUUCAUAUUCGGAUUCAACAGAGAAACGGGCGAAAAACCCUAACUACUGUGCAAGGAAUCUCGACGCAAUUUGACUUAAAAAAGAUAGUCAAGGCCUGCAAGAAAGAAUUCGCCUGUAAUGGUACUGUAGUGGACCAUCCUGAGUACGGGGAAGUUAUACAGUUGCAAGGAGAUCAGAGAAUCAACAUAAAGGAUUUUCUGAAGAAUCACAACAUUGCCAAAGAUGACCAGUUGAAGGUACAUGGUUUCUAAGUACCUCUGCUGAUCCAGCGCCUAUUGCUACUAUGUACUUGGACCUUCAAAACAGGUAGCAAUGUAUUUAUUGGCCGUUGAUGUAUUUGUCCAUCCUAAUUUUUUCUUUUAAAUUAGAUCUUCACUGAAUUCGGCUGAAUCACUGGCCAUGAUACCUAUGUAAAUUUAUCCCAUUAUUUGGGAAUGGCUGUCUUUUAGUGCUUUAUUACUUUUUUUGUAUGCAAUUAAUAAAACUUUUUUUUAAAUGCC
This is a messenger RNA of Octopus sinensis (East Asian common octopus), 859 nucleotides long. Its product is annotated as eukaryotic translation initiation factor 1. Gene Ontology annotation, molecular function: RNA binding; translation initiation factor activity; ribosomal small subunit binding. NCBI's taxonomy places the organism in Eukaryota, Metazoa, Mollusca, Cephalopoda, Octopoda, Octopodidae. The transcript is spliced from 4 exons. Gene Ontology annotation, biological process: translational initiation. The coding region runs from base 275 to 610 and encodes 111 amino acids. The record is from RefSeq and is a predicted model, not a curated record. Gene Ontology annotation, cellular component: eukaryotic 43S preinitiation complex.